Molecule: messenger RNA, 4983 nt
Organism: Sebastes umbrosus (honeycomb rockfish)
Lineage: Eukaryota; Metazoa; Chordata; Actinopteri; Perciformes; Sebastidae
Gene: znf385a
Product: zinc finger protein 385A
Exons: 8
Coding region: 588-1928 (446 amino acids)
Cellular component (GO): nucleus
Molecular function (GO): zinc ion binding; nucleic acid binding
Source: RefSeq, a predicted model, not a curated record
AAGGGAGACCAAAGCAGCCAGGCGCCGGCUUUACAGUGCAGUGAAGUCUCUGUGAAAUGACACAGUUGAGAAGAAAGUGCUUGUCAGCUGUUUGUUGGAGACCACUACAAUUCCUCCUGGCUGCUGUGGAGAAGAAGCCUGGUAGCCUCCCACUGUGAUUGGCUGUCACACUUUAGGCUCCCCCUCCUCUUCUCUGACUCCCCUCUUCUCUCUCUCUCUCUCUCUCUCUGCUUCUAACCCCCUCCAUACAGUCCUCAGGCUUACCUGAGCCACAACUGCAGAAACGCUGGACCCCCCUCCUCCACACACACACACACACACACACACACACACACCUCGUGCUCUCUCUCUCUCUCUCUCUCACACACACACACACUCAGCUUUUCACCUGGAGAGGGCAUUCGCAAGGGAAGGCAUGUGCAGCAGCAACAGCAGCAGUCUCUCCUCACAUCUAGCGCUGCCUCUCUGAGUUGCCUCUUUCUGGAGAGUGGAGAGGAACUCUGAAAAAGAGAUUUUGGAGCCAUCGUCCCUUGGCGAAAGCAGGCGAGACGGGGGGGCAGUGAGGGACACCAAAGGCAACGUACAUCAUGAUUUUGGGAGGCAUAAACCGGGCCGGGGCGGCAGUGCCGACAUUCUUGCGGACCCCCACGAUGCUCCAGCCCCACCUGGACAUGAAACCCUUCCUACAGUUCCCCAUGGAGACCGCCCCUCCACACAGCAUGAGCCUCUUCCACAACUUCAACGCGAUGGAUCCGGUGCAGAAGGCCGUGAUCAACCACACCUUUGGAGUUCCUCUGAUCAAGACCAAGCGGCCAGUCAUCUCCUGUAACGUCUGCCAGAUCCGCUUCAACUCAGAGAGCCAGGCAGAAGCCCAUUACAAAGGAAACCGGCAUGCCAGGAGAGUCAAAGGCAUCGAGACCUCUAAGAGUCGCCCUCAGGAGGGGGACAAGCCUCAUACUGUGCCCCCCACCACCUCCCCGUCUCCGCCCGGCGCCCCUGGCAGCGCCCCAGACAGCGAGCCCAGCAAAGCGGAUGAAACACGGCCUCUGUUACAAUUAAACGGGCCCCUGCUGGCCCCGGGGCCCCUUCCCCCUCUCACCACCCCGCCUACCCCACCAAUGGACGUCCCCAUGCCCUCGGUGUGCCCCCUCCUGCCUUCCCCCACUCCUCCCCUGAUCCCCCCCUCCUCAUCCUCCCCAGGCUGCGGCACUGGCAGCGCCGGCUCAGAGCAACCCGGGUCUGGACCCCCUGUUUCAGGAGCCGCCGGCACCACGGCCCCCAGCCCGUCCAAUCCGGAGACGGAGGAGGACAAGGCCAAGAAGCUGCUCUACUGCUCCCUGUGCAAGGUGGCUGUCAACUCCUUGUCACAGCUGGAGGCCCACAACAAAGGUACCAAACACAAAACUAUCCUGGAGGCACGGAGCGGGCUGGGCCCCAUCAAGGCGUAUCCUCGCCUGGGCCCCAAGCCCAUCGGAGAGCAGGGAGGGGGGCCGGUGGACCCCAACACUCAGGAACGAACCUUCCACUGUGAGAUCUGCAAUGUGCGGGUCAACUCUGAACUGCAACUCAAACAGCACAUAUCAAGUCGAAGACACCGGGACGGCAUGGCGGGCAAGCCUAACCCCCUCCUCAGCCGACACAAGAAGCACAGGGGAGCUGAUCUGACGUCAUCUUUGACCUUCUCCAAGGAUCUCACCAAAGCUUUGGGUGCAGGCCUCUUGCCCAGCCCCUUGGCUGUUGCCGCAGCAAUGGCCGCCGCAGCUUCCUCGAACCAGCUGGCUCUCCGCGCAGCAAAUCCCGCGCACCACCAUCACCUCCACCCGCACCACCACCUAUUGCAAGGCCCGCCUCUCAGCCACGCCAUCCUGAGACCCGCCCCCGGGCCCAUGCGCACCACCCACGGGCCGAUCCUUUUCUCCCCUUACUGACACAUCCCCCUCUGACUUCGGGCCAGUCAGGAACAGCCACUCCAAAAGCACACUGUGAAGAUACAAAACAUGAUCAACAAACAGCAAUUGAUAAGGGGGGAAAAAAGUCCAACCAUUUAAAUAUUGAACUGAGAGAAACGCAAGGGAAAGGAGCAGCGGAGCGGAGUAGAAGUAUAUGUCUCGCUUCCCUUUACCUGAAACUCUCCCUCCAUUUCAAAGACUUCUGAGUGAUCCGCAGAUGGAGCAGAGGAGAGACUUUCAUUAUGCAUUGAACUCCCUUGUACAUCUCUCACCUCCCCCGUUCCCUCUCCCUUGCACUGUGGCCCCGUCACGGCCGCCUCGAUAGCUACAGAAGAAACACACCUUUCUAGAAACAUUAAAAAACCACAUGUAGUGUUACAUAAUUAUUCUGAGCCGGGUUGGUUUUUCUCCCGUCGUCGCGGCUCAACUUGUUCCUCUCAUCCUAUGCACCUCAAGACAAUAAUGUUAUGUCAGUAGGGUAGCUGCUUCAAUCGGUCUUUGCUGUAUGCGCCAUGUGUAGCUGUGGCGGCCUCCGCGGUACUGUACAUGUCCCCUUCUGCGCCGGAGGUCAGCAACUCUUCAGUUUGUGACACUAGGUCCUCGCUAGAUGCAACAUGACUUGGGCAUGACAGGCAGGUGGUUGCCACAUCUGAACAUGUCUGAUGGUUUUGGUGGGUCUGGGGGGGGGGGGGUUAAGAGAGCAGAAAAGUGACUGUGGGGGAUUGCGCUCCGCUGUCAUUUCCUGAGACGGUGAGGUGAGAGGAGGGCUGGCACAGGUCAGUGGAUGGGUUGACCCCAGGCAGCAUGCAGACACACACAGGCCCCAACGAAUCUGUGUUUUAAAAUAGACUGCGCCACAGGGCACGUCUGUCAACCUCCAUAUCAGUCAGAGCAGGGCCUCACUAAAGGGGAACGAGCAGAAGUCACACAUACUGUACUGCUGUAUUUCAUACUUGAUCCUUAUCUGUAGCUUACAUUGUGUUUGAUGGCAAUAAUCUUUUACUUACAGUAAUGAAAAAUACUGGAGAGAGCAUAGUUCAUAUGUAAUUGGUGAGACUUCUGUUCACAUUAAGCCAUCAAAAAGAAAAUUAUCGACAUCCUCCCUGGUCUUCAUUCGCAGGCUGAUUGACUGUGUAGGAGGUAUGACUUAGGUGCGACCCUGUGUACCGUUGCACAUAUGUCCUGCAUGCAGCAUAAGAUCAAUAAGAUCAACAAGGUCAGGCUUCUGCAUCAUUGGGUUUCCAUCGCUGCCCUAUCCUCCUCCUCCUCAUCACCUCCCCCAUCUCCAGUCUAUAGCAGAGGGCACAUCAGCACUGGCAACCAUAAUGCUCAAAGGGAACAAAUUAUAAAAGAGAGGAAGAUGAAAGCCAAAUACAUCCUUAGAGAAAUGAUCUUGAGCUGGAGUGACAACCGAACCAGAAGCCCAGCGAUGGAGGCCGCCCCGGGGGCAGAGAAGCCGAGACGUCCAGCUCAAGGCGUCCACCCAUACUUUCCCGUCUUACAACUGAAAGCCAUGAAACGCACCAUGAUUUGUUUUCUUUUACAAAAACUGGUGAGCACUUUGUUUUGUUUUGGUUCGGACUGUUGGUUUGCAUUUAUAUCACACAUAAAAAAGAAAAUAGGAAACACAAUAAAAAUAUUUUUGUAGGUAGGAAAUGGUAAUAACUGCAUUCAUGAAGGGAUAAGAAGAAGGGUGGAUUAUAUAAGUGUUGACUCGGCGGAGGAGCCACAGAAGCUAGCUAAGCGGCGGCAGCAGACCAGACGGCUUGAAAACGUUCACCCUUUUCUGAACGAGAUGUACACUGUGCCCUUUCAUUGAGAAGCAAUGAGCUCUAAUGUCUUACCUUUGUCUGAAUAUUGCAAUGCAAUGAGCAAUUUUUAUCAGAGUGACUUGUUAUCAUUGUGACAUGUUGUGACAUGUUGUCUGGAGUCAUGUGUAAACAGACUUUUCUGUUCUUCCAUUAGGAGUACAAGCCCACGAACGGACACAGAGAGAGAGAGAGACAGGGAUGUAGCUGGGCUUAGGGACCGACCCUUCAUAUUAAAGGGCCUUUUUACGAUGGUAAUCUCUGCUUGGGGAACAGGGUACAACACCAGGUAUCAAGGGAUUAAAGCUAGAAUUGUUCAACAGGCUUAUUUGUUUUUUAGUUGGACUUACUGAGUUAUUUUUUUCUCUGUGUGUGUGAGAAAUGUGUUUAAUCCUGAGGAACAUUAUCAAUGCCAUUACUUAAAGAAGAAGCUGGCUUGGUGUCAGCUCCCACCGUCGUGCUCUUUUCUUUUUUUUUGUCGCUGAACGAAACAGUCGUUGCAGAGUUCAUUUUGUGAGUGAGAUAUUAUUCCAGGAUCCGUGCUCUCCUUCCUGUUGGUGUGUGUACCAUAUGUGUUCUAGUGUGUGUUGGGACCCUUCCCACCAAUCAGAGACAGAGGCAACCUGGAGCUAUAAAGUGGCCUAACACAAUAAUGGAGAUAAAAAACCUGCACAUGUUUGGGAAGAUUGAUCAAUCAUCCCGAAUUCAAAGUAAUGUAGUAAUGUUGUCCCUGGUAGGUCGGUCAAGUAGCAGCACCACAGAUAUGUUCAUGCUGUGGCACUAAUUCAUCCUCAUUAUUCACAUAUGGGAAAUAAAUGUUAGAUUCCUAUUUUCUGGGCAGGUAUUUCAUGUUAGCUGUGUUUAGGCUAAUAGCCUUAGCCUUAUUCUGCCCUCAGCCUCUCCCAGAGCAGAGCGAUGGACAGACAGUAAGAGAGAGAGAUGGAGGAGAGGCUAUGGUGUAAUUUUGUCUUGCCAAUAAAGUUAUUUUUGAAUUUCAUUGUCAGAGGGGACAAAGAGUUUGUAUGGCGAACUGUAGCAAUACCUGACUCAUUCUGGCUACUCUUGUUUAUUGCAAUAAGAAAAUUAAACAAUAAAUGUGUAUGUGAGUAAAACAUUAUAAAUGUAAUUUAAAUGAAAAAGAAACUUUAUGGUAAAUACUAUUGGUAUCGAGAGAAACCAUGGUGGGAAAAAAAAGUAAAUGUCAAUAAAUCAUUAAAUGAAACAAA